This is a messenger RNA of Didymodactylos carnosus, 1542 nucleotides long. The record is from the annotation of a GenBank genome assembly. NCBI's taxonomy places the organism in Eukaryota, Metazoa, Rotifera, Eurotatoria, Philodinida, Philodinidae.
AUGUCAUCCGAUCAUCCAAAACGCGCCGUGAGCGGCUACGAUGUCCUUCUCGAUAAACGAUUAAACAAAGGCACAGCAUUUUCCAUCGAAGAGCGUCAAGUAUUACGAAUUCAUGGCCUAUUACCACCAACUGUCACUACGCCACAAAUUCAAAUUGAACGUUUUAUGGAAAAUCUACGAAAUAUGCCAGAUGAUCUUUCACGCUAUAUGCAUUUAGCUGCUUUACAAGAUCGUAAUGAAAUAUUAUUUUACAAAGUUUGCAUGGAACACACUGAAGAAAUCAUGCCAUUAGUUUACACACCGACUGUCGGACUUGCAUGUCAAAGCUUGGGCGAUUUGGGAUGUAAUGGAAUGGGUAUACCUGUUGGUAAAUUGUCGUUAUAUACCGCUUUGGCUGGUGUUCAACCACAGUAUUGUUUACCAGUAACACUUGAUGUUGGUACAAAUAAUGACGCAUUAUUGAAGGAUAAAUAUUAUUUGGGCAUUUCCAGCAAGCGUGUAACUGGAAAAGAAUACGAUGAGUUUCUUGACGAAUUUAUGGAAGCUGUUGUCAAAAGAUUUGGACACAAUUGUUUGAUUCAGUUUGAAGAUUUUGCCAAUCAUAAUGCAUUUCGUUUACUUGAAAAAUAUCGUGAUCACUAUUGCACAUUUAACGAUGAUAUUCAAGGAACGGCUUCGGUGGCUGUUGCUGGAAUAUUAUCAAGUGUACGCAUCACUGAACGAAAGCUGUCCGAUAAUGUUUUCGUAUUCUAUGGUGCUGGAGAGGCAUCUAUUGGUAUGUCAGAUUUACUCGUCGUAGCGUUGGAACGAGAAGGCAUGUCGAGUGAAGAAGCAAGAAAAAAAAUUUGGCUGGUGGACUCGAAAGGGUUAAUUGUCAAGAAUCGUCCAAGUGGUGGUCUCAAUGAAGAAAAAAAGCGCUAUGCUCAAGAACACCAACCAUUAACAAAAUUGGAUGAAAUCGUUGAGUCGAUUAAACCAACGUUUUUAAUCGGUGCUGCUGGACAGGGGCCGACAUUCACAAAAGCGAUAUUGGAGAAAAUGGCUGAAGUAAAUAAACGUCCUGUUAUAUUCGCCCUCUCAAAUCCUACCUCUAAAGCUGAAUGUACAGCUGAAGAAGCGUAUCAGGCUACAGAUGGUCGAUGUAUAUUCGCCUCCGGUAGUCCAUUUCCAACUGUUAAUUAUAAAGGUCAAACAUUUUACCCUGGUCAGGGCAACAAUUCAUACAUAUUUCCGGGUGUUGGCUUAGCUAUCGUUAGUUGUCAAAUUCGUCAUAUUCCCAACGAAAUGUUUUUAAUAGCAGCAAAAUCUCUUGCCGAUCAAGUGACAGAUGAGGAUUUGAAAACGGGUCGAGUUUACCCACCUAUUGAAAAUAUUCACCAGGUCUCACGUAAAAUAGCUGUGGAUAUAUGUCAAUAUGCAUACGAUAACCAAUUGGCUGCCUUGUACCCAAAACCAAAAGAUUUAGAAACAUUUAUUGAGCAACAACAAUAUAAAGCCGAUUAUCACGAAGUUCUACCCAAGCAAUGGUCGUGGAAAUCGUAA